Messenger RNA from Erigeron canadensis, 1527 nucleotides. Its product is annotated as 3-beta-hydroxylase-like. Bases 1 to 1527 code for a protein of 508 amino acids. The record is from RefSeq and is a predicted model, not a curated record. Lineage: Eukaryota; Viridiplantae; Streptophyta; Magnoliopsida; Asterales; Asteraceae. The transcript has 2 exons. Gene Ontology annotation, molecular function: heme binding; iron ion binding; monooxygenase activity.
AUGUUUCUAUUUAUACAAGAAUCCCCUUUUGUUUUUUCAAUUUCCCUAGUUUUAGUGAUUUGGGUAUUGUUUACUAAAUGGCGGGUUGUUUCUAAGUCUAGAAACAAAAAAAACUUACCACCAUCUCCUUGGAAGCUCCCGUUCAUCGGGAAUCUCCAUCAGCUAGGAGCGAGCCUCCAUUGCUCGCUCUUGGACUUGGCCAAGAAACACGGUCCACUAAUGCUGAUUCAUCUUGGCAGCGUGCCGAUGCUUGUAGCAUCGUCUGUAGAAGUAGCUGAAAAAAUCUUGAAAACCCAUGAUUUAAUCUUCUCUAGUAGACCCCAAUUGAAAGUUCCUAAUGCACUUUUUUAUGGUUCCAAGGAUAUAGCAUUUUCUCCGUACGGAGAGUAUUGGAGACAGCUUAAGAGCAUUGCAGUGGUCCACCUUUUAAGUAAUAAACGCGUAGUAUCCUUUAAAAAAGUCAGGGAAGAAGAGACGGCUCUUUUGAUUCAAGAGAUUAGAGAAAGUUGUGGUUCCGUAGUUAAUUUAAGUGAGCUAACAGUGUCGUCUACAAAUAAUGCUAUUUGUAGGAUGGCCUUGGGUAAAGCAUAUCGUGGCUUAAAGUUUAAAAACUUGAUGUCACAAAUGAUGUGUCUCUUAGGAGUUGUUAGCAUCGGCAGUUAUAUUCCAUGGUUGUCAUGGGUGGAUUGUUUGAGUGGUUUAAAUCACCGAACAAAGAAACUUUCUAAAGAGUUAGAUGAGUUUCUUGAAGGUGUUAUUGAAGAACAUAUAACUAAAAGAAGCGAGACGAAUGGUUUUGUUUGUGGGGUGGAUGAAUGUCAAGAUUUAGUAGACAUCUUGCUUGAUGUCCAGAAAGAAAAUGCUAAUACAGCUGAUGGCUUCAUCAUUGACAAAGAUUCCAUCAAAGGUGUCAUCUUGGACGUAUUUGCAGCCGGAACUGGUACAACAUCUACGAUUACAGAGUGGGCCGUUAGCGAGCUAGUAAGACAUCCACAAGUGAUGAAAAAAUUACAACAAGAAGUAACAAAAAUAGCUAAUGGAAGAUCUAUGAUUUAUGAGGAGGAUUUGGACAAAAUGAAGUACCUAAAGGCUGUCAUCAAAGAGACCCUUCGAUUUCACAUUCCAGUCCCACUACUUGUUCAGCGCGAAACCACUCAAGAUGUCAAACUUAUGGGCUAUGACAUCACGGCAGGCACAUCAGUGGUGAUCAAUGCUUGGGCGAUAGCUAGAGAUCCUACGGUGUGGGAAGAACCAGGAGAGUUUAAACCCGAGAGGUUCUUGAACAGUUCCAUUGAUUAUAAGGGGUUACAUUACGAGUUCAUUCCAUUUGGCGGUGGACGAAGAGGGUGUCCGGGCAUUCAUUUUGCCAUAGCGGUUAAUGAGCUUGCUUUAGCAAAUUUGGUAUACAAAUAUGACUUUUCAUUGCCAAAUGGAAAAGGAGGGGAAGAAUUGGACAUGAGUGAGAUAUUUGGGCUUACCGUGCAUAAGAAGUUCCCUUUGCUACUUGUUGCAACUCCUCGGUUCUAG